AUGCCUCGGCUCCUCCGCAUUCGAAGACCCUGCUGGGGUACCAGGGGCCCUGGGGCCCAGGCCCAUCUCAUCGGAUUCCUUGCGGGCCGGCUGCUGCCGGCGCUGGCCUGCCCGCGGCGCUCCGCAGGCGCAGGCGUUCAGGGGCCGGCGCCGCCGGUUCCCGUUCCAGCUGGCGUGGCGGCGGCCCUGCCGGAGGUGCCGCACCUGCCGGCCUCGGAGGUGGGGGAGGACUUUGCCGCUGAGGCGCGGGCCCAGGCGGCGGCGGUGCGCGAGAGGCGCGCGGCCGCGGCUCAACGCUGCUAG
Molecule: messenger RNA, 303 nt
Organism: Prorocentrum cordatum
Lineage: Eukaryota; Dinophyceae; Prorocentrales; Prorocentraceae
Source: the annotation of a GenBank genome assembly